Nerophis ophidion (straightnose pipefish) is the source of this 7712-nucleotide messenger RNA. It is a transcript of the gene col16a1, whose product is annotated as collagen, type XVI, alpha 1. The record is from RefSeq and is a predicted model, not a curated record. Bases 193 to 4986 code for a protein of 1597 amino acids. The transcript is spliced from 70 exons. Lineage: Eukaryota; Metazoa; Chordata; Actinopteri; Syngnathiformes; Syngnathidae.
GACUUUUCCUCUUCCUUUUUCUCCACAGAAAGAAGCCUGAAGACAGAAAGGCGCAAACGAAACACUGGAUUACUUUGGACUUCUGUUGGAGUUGUACACGCACACUCAUUGAAGGAUUCAUGUGAUUGCAAGUUUGUGGACUUAGUCAAAAGUUGAAGGUGGUGGCUGAGGUGAGGCGAGGCGUGUGAAACUAUGUGGCUUCUCUGCUCCUGCCUGGCUCUGCUGGCCCUCAGCUUCAGGUCAUGUGACACGCUGGCGUCAGAACAAGAUGUACAGUGCCCAUCUUUACAAGUGGAUGAAUGGAAGUUUCCUCAUUCAUCUGGGGACAACAUCACAGGUUUCAAUUUGAUAAGGCGGUUCUCCCUACUUAAGAAUCCAGAUGUCAAAAAGAUUCGCAACCCUCGCGGACCCAUCAUCCUCCGCCUUGGCAAGACCCCCCUCCUACGCCCUACUGACGAGGUCUUUCCUGAUGGUCUUCCCGAGGAGUUUACUCUCAUAUUCACCUUGGCGUUAAAGAAGGCCGCCCUGAGGGACACCACCUACCUAAUUCAGAUAGCUGAUGACCAGGGAUACCCACAGCUCUCUGUCGACCUAAAUGGCCCAGAAGGCACCCUGUCAUUGAGAGCCAGAGGGGAAGACCCUGCAGCUGACCCGCCGAGCUGCGUUUUCGCUAACGAGGGCGUGAAGUCUCUGAUGGAUCUCCGCUGGCACAAGGUGGCCCUCAGUGUGCAGCGAGAAUCUGCCUCCCUUCACGUGGAUUGCAGCUCCACCGAGACGAAAGCCCUGGAGCCUCGCAGGAGAUUCAACACCGAUGGACAUACUCUACUGGGAAUUAGAGCUUCAGAUGCCGGGCCUGCACUGAUGGACGUUCAGCAGGUGACGCUGUACUGCGAUCCAUCCCUGGCCGGUCUGGAAGCCUGCUGUGAGAUACCAGGAGCUCGGUGUCCACCGGAUGCCUCCAAGAGCCGACGGGCUGCAGAGAAUGACUUGUCGGAAAACUCUUUUAACCAGGAAUUCUUCUCAUCCAAGGAUCUGGCUGAACAAGUCUUAACUCUUGCAAGAGUUUCUGGGCUCAAAGGAGAAAAAGGCGACCGGGGUGAUGGCUGUUCUGGCACACAUUCAGGUCCAUGUACUGAAGGACCCAAGGGCCAGAAGGGGGAGAGAGGAGAGAUGGUGCUGCCUGCCAACUGGGGCGAAGCAGUUCAAAUUCAGGGAGUAAAAGGCCAGAAGGGAGAGAUUGGGCUGCAGGGCCUUACAGGCACUCCAGGGUUGGACGGUCGAGCAGGCACCAUCUGCGUCGUGGGCCCCAAGGGACAGAAGGGCGCCUACGGUUCAGUGGGUCCUGAAGGCUUGGCUGGGGAGCCAGGGAAGCCCGGACGUCCUGGCCUACCCGGGAUUGGAAUUCCAGGUCCACCAGGCCUUCCUGGUGAGCCUGGGGGUGCAAAAGGAGACAAGGGGGACGUUGGACCUCCUGGAGACAAAUUGCCCGGAGAUCCAGGACCGAGAGGACCAGCAGGGCCGAAAGGAGCAAAGGGUGACCCAUGCGAAGUGUGCCCCUCGCAGCCAGCUGAUAUCGGCAACACCGUAGCUUUGCAGGGUAUGCCGGCCCAGAAAGGAGAACCCGGGUUACCAGGCAUUGGAGAGAGAGGACCACCUGGACUUAGGGGCACGGAUGGCAAGGCCGGACAGAAGGGACAACCUGGAUCAGAUGGCACGAAAGGCGAAAAGGGUGACUCCUGCUCUGCGUGCCCCACCCUGGGAGAGUUACCCCCGAACCCGGUCCCAGGUGUCCUGAGUCAAACCCUACAGGUAAAGGGUCAAAAAGGAGAAGCAGGCUUUGGCGUUAAAGGAGAGCAGGGAGAGGCAGGAAAUGCAGGACCACCUGGCCCAAGCGGGGAGAAGGGUAAUGCAGGGCGAAGAGGAGCUGAUGGUAAACCGGGGAAACUCGGGCCGAGAGGAUCUGCUGGAAAGAACGGAGAGAAAGGCGAAAAGGGAGAGACAGGAAUUCCUGGUCUCAGUCUUCCUGGCCAAAAAGGAGAACGAGGCGAGUGUGGUGUGUGCCAACCGUACGAGGUCGGCAGCGGACCGGCCAGCAUCAAAAUACCCGAGGGCUCCCGAGGCAACCUGGGCGAGCCAGGCCCUCCGGGUAACCCUGGACCUCCCGGGCUCGGGGCGGAUGGCAAACAGGGCCUCCCAGGUUUUGAUGGAGAGAAAGGAGAUAAGGGUGACCAAGGAGACCAAGGAGAUAAAGGCGUUAAUGGCGCUCCUGGAGUCCCAGGUCUGCCUGGAGAGCCUGGAAGAGAUGGACCAAUAGGCUUAAAGGGAGAGAAGGGCGACGCUUGUACCAGCUGUUCGUCUCUUGGCACUGCGGCGGGUGACGGUCUAGCCGUGCCCGGGCCAAAGGGUGAGAGAGGAGAGCCCGGCCCCCAAGGACAAGGGAAGGCCGGCAGGAAUGGUAAACCAGGAUUAGCAGGUCCACAGGGGCCUCCUGGUAUCAAAGGGAGCAAGGGCGAAUCUGGACCUGCAGGUGUUGGACUUCCUGGUCUUCAAGGUGUUGAGGGACCAAGAGGACUUCCGGGUCUUGUUGGACCUCCUGGUUCAAUCGGAUUACCAGGCCCUGCUGGUCCUCCCGGGGAACAGGGCAUGAGUGGGGCUGUGGGACCUCCAGGGCCGCAGGGGCCAAUUGGCAUCGGCAUAAGAGGGCCCCCAGGUAGAGACGGAGCCCCCGGCUCUCAUGGGUUGCCAGGAGCUGAUGGAAGACAUGGAGUUGAUGGACCUAAGGGGGACAAGGGCGAGGCUGGAGAGUGCAACUGUGUCAUGCCAAUGCACACAGGCGUAGGUGGACCAGGAGCUCCAGGAGCUGUAAUAAGCCCAUGGCAGCCUGGUCCUCAGGGACCUCCGGGACCUCCAGGCCCCCCUGGUCCACCAGGUCCCCAAGGUUUCGAUGGAGAGCAAGGACCACAGGGUGUCGCUGGAAAUGACGGGAAACCGGGUUUGCCAGGAUUCUUUUUGCAGAAAGCUGACCUGCAGAUGCUGCCUCAGGAUGCCUCUGAAGAAGAUAAGACAUGUGUCGGGGACUGUUCUCAAGGGAUGCCCGGGGUUCCAGGCAUGGCAGGAGCCAAAGGAGAAAAGGGAGACCAGGGCAAGCCUGGUGUCACCCCUGUGGAAAACUGUGAUAGUUGUGCAGAAAAACUGCAGGCAACACAAGCAAGGGAUGACUGUAGCUGCACGGGACAACCUGGAGUCCCGGGACAACCUGGAUCCCAGGGAACACGUGGGGAGCCUGGCAUACCAGGAGAGCGAGGACCUGCUGGAACUCCAGGAAUCAUGGGACCACCAGGUUUCCAAGGACCCCAAGGCCCAUCCGGUUCAUCUGGUCAACCAGGUGAGCAAGGGCCAUCAGGACCAGCUGGACUCAAGGGCGAACAGGGCCUUUCAGGGACUCCUGGGUAUCCAGGUUCCAUGGGGCCUCCUGGAAUGCCUGGAUUGAAGGGUGAGCGCGGGAGCCCAGGAAGCGGCGGUGAGAAAGGAGAAGCGGGUCCUGCUGGUCCCCCCGGGUACCAAGGACAGGCGGGCGCAGCAGGAGGUAAAGGAGACCCCGGACCAGCAGGACCUGAUGGAUCAAAGGGAGAUCAGGGCUUUCAAGGACCACCAGGGUUCCCAGGACUUCCAGGUGCACCAGGUGUCGUUGGCAAAACAGGACGGGAAGGAUCCCCAGGCGUCAAGGGUGAAAAGGGCAAUGAUGGUAGCCAAGGUUCUCAAGGACCAACAGGACCUUCAGGCUCGCCGGGUUCCCCAGGACUGAUGGGUCCUCCCGGUAUAGAAGGAAUAGAUGGCAAAGAUGGAAAGCCAGGACUUCGGGGAGAGGCGGGUCCCCCAGGUCCUGUGGGUCCACGAGGAAUCCCAGGAUUUAAAGGCAAAACCGGCCACACAGGCUUCCCAGGACAGAAGGGUGAUGUCGGACCUUCAGGUCCACCCGGAUCGCCUGGUAGACCAGGACAUGAGGGGGAUCCCGGUACACCAGGAGCCCUGGGACGACCUGGACCAUCUGGCAACGUCGGUUCUCCGGGUCCAGCUGGACCCCCAGGACCUCCUGGUCCGUCGGGAGUGGGUGUAAAGGGAGACAAAGGUCAGGCAGGAGACAGAGGUCUGCCAGGAAUGUCUGGUGCCCCAGGCACACCUGGUCACCCAGGACUUAUGGGGGAGCCAGGCAAUGACGGUUCUCCUGGUAAAGAUGGGUUGGUAGGCCUGCCAGGGGGAAACGGGCAGACAGGCCAAAAGGGUGAGCCAGGGGCUACGGGUCAAAGAGGACCAGCAGGGGAGAGAGGCAGACCGGGGCCCCCUGGUGGAGGUGUAGGAUAUCACUCCAAGGACGCACAACCCAUGAUCGGCCCAGUCGGACCCAGAGGCGAGAGAGGAAGCCCUGGCUCGGACGGUUCACCCGGACCACCCGGAUCUCCUGGGAUCCCAGGAAACGAAGCGGUGGUCAAUUAUGACGAAGUCAAGAAUUUCAUCCGCCAGCAGGUCAUCAAAAUAUUUGAUGAGAGAAUGGCCUACUACAUGUCUCGCAGACCUGUAGAAACGGUGGCAUCUCCCGGUCGCCCCGGACCUCCAGGGAAAGACGGCAUUCCGGGUAAUCCCGGAGCGCCCGGCACACCUGGAUUCCCCGGGCAUAUCGGUCGCCAAGGACGGUCCGGACCCCAAGGACCAGCUGGACCGAGUGGACCGGCGGGGCCUAAGGGAGAUAAAGGGCUGGGGGAGAUGGGAGACACAGGACCACCAGGAGCACCAGGUGUCCCAGGACCCCCAGGCUACGGUAAAAUGGGACCGCCGGGUCCAGUGGGCCAGCAGGGCGUCCCCGGAAUCCCAGGCACACCCGGACAGGCCGGCUCCAAGGGAAACGACGGCCGGUGUAAUCCUUCGGACUGCAUGAACCGCCAAGUAGAAUACAACCAGAAGGGCCCAUCUGUCAAGGGCCCCUGGUAGAUGAGAGGCAGGCAAAAAGCAGAGGUAGGAGGGACUAAAGAGGGUGGCAAGCUAAAGACACAAAGGGCCUGAUCUACUAAGACUACGUGCAAAAGUGGUGCAGACCAGGGAGACACUCAUUUACUAAAUAUUGUUUGCUUUUGGACCAGAUGUUCCUCCGAGGGAAUUUAAGUUGCUGGUCAAUCCCAGGUUCUUUCAAUGACACAUAAACUGAUUUUAAAUGAUAACCCAGAACAGAUUGGUAUUUUGCAAUUUAUUCCAAAGCUUUGGAGAGACCAACCUAAAAAAACAACAAAUUCAAUUUGCGUCGCCUAGUUGAUCUGAAAACCCUACGGACGCGUUGUCUUCUUUGAUAUCUCCCCCGCCCACACAAAUUCACUUAUCUGUUGUUCUGCUAAGCCUGGGACGGGAAGAGAUAAGAAGAGAGUAUGGCUACUCCUUUCAAGGUUAACACACACAGUUUACUAGCGGACAACCAAAAAGAGAACAAAGGGAAAAACACUAGCUGUUUUCAAAUAUGACUAUGAAUAUAAAGAAAUAACUCUUAAAUAUGGAUAUAUGUAGAUAUCUAUCGCCGUCAAUAUCCAUGUAUGUUUUGUUAUGUUUUGAAACAUGCAGCACACAUAAGCUGUAACACUUUUCUGCCAUAUGGAAUCGGGGGCGGCGUGGUUCAUUGAGGGGUUCCCGUUUCAAUCCCCGGCUUCCGCCAUCCUACUCAUGUCCGUUGUGCCCUUGAACGAGACCCUUCACCCUUGCUCCUGAUAAUGGUUAGGGCCAUUUUAGCUUCCUUACGUUACAAUAGCGCGUACAUAUUUGAAAACACUUCUACAGUCCUCACACAUGGGACGGUUCAGUAAGUAUGAAUUGUUUUAGUUAUAUUGUAAAACUUACAAACGUUGUUUGGAGUGAUUAAUGAAGAAUCCAUACAAGUGGAUGGCAGCUCCCACCAUCAGUGUGUGAAUGGGUGAAUUUGGAAAUAGUCUCAAAGGUAGAAAAGCGCUAUACAAGUAUAACCCCAUUGGCCAUGUUUUAGCAUGCCGUAGGUACGCUCUGGGAGAUUUCAACCCCGACAAUAAUGGUGUCAAUGCUUUAAUGAUCCAGUUGCAAGAAAAUGCAUGUUGCAACAACUUUCUAAGAAUAAUUUAACCCCAGAAGGGAAGUCUUAAAAGGCUUGACCUCCAAGUCGAUCCGAUCCAAAAUGUUUUAGAGCAAAAAGUAAACAAAAUAACUUUUUGACAGUUAUCUCACUAAAUAUAUAAUUUAGGAAUGUUGUAAUGUUGCAUGUGUGGUAUAAAAUGUUACACACAUUCUUCUCAGCAAAAUAAAGUGUUUAGUGCACAAUAAGUCAACAAAAUCAAAAACUAUUGGCUUCCAUUUAAAUUAUUUGUUUCCAAACGGUGUCUGUAUCAAGGGAGUAAAACGGCCGAUCAAACAAAACAGAAGUCAUCGUCAUGAACCUACUAGCUGCGAAAGCGAACUAUCCAAUCAGCUAAACAGACUCAAUAACUCCACUGUGACGUUUUGGGGAAUUUACUGAGGAAUUUGUGAAACUGAAACAAUACAAAAAGAAUGUCAUUGUAAGUUAAUAAAACUAACACGGACACUCAAACAUCUCAGCUUAUUAGUUAAUGCUAACAAUGUCAGCGUCAUUACGUUACAAUAGCACGUACAAAGUCUUCCUGUAUCGAAUACAUAUUCCUUAAGUUUGUAAACAAUAACAAAAAACACCCACAACUUAUUUUGUUGAAUAAUAAGUGCCAAAUAGAGAGAAUAUCCAUCUACAGGUAAUUGCUUUUUGUACUGUUCAUAUACUGAUACCAUACUAGGUAUCAGUCUUAAUAAAUCACACUGCGAGCGCUAAAUGAUUGUAUUUGCAUGUAUUAUUGUGAUGAUCAGCAUACAUUCUGCAGGUCAAAUCCUAUUUUGCUCACUUAAGAGACCCAAUACUCUGCACAUGAACUUAGUUGGGCGGCGUGCAUCAAGUUUGAACGUUUUAAUAAAAAAGCUUUAGUAGAUCAGGCCCUAAUUUCCUUUGUUGUUCAAAAACACUUUUAUUUUAGCGUCCCUCGCCUCACGUCCCCAUGCCCCCGCACAUCAGAAGUAUAUUUUUUAUUGCAUCAUUCUUUUUUCCCCCCUUUCUAUAAAUUCCAUUUCCAUGCCUUAGUGUUGCUUGUUGUUCUGCCUCCACGCCCCCCCCCCAUCCUCCCCCUCCUGUUUCCUGGAGGUGAAACGGCGCACAAUGUUUUCAUUUUUCAAUUUUCUUUAUCAAGUUGAGGAAGCAGAAAGUCCCUUCAGCACUUUGUUGGGCUGUCUGAGAUCUUUCUUUUCCUCUCCAAACACCCCAGUGCUUCCAAUGCAUCCACAAUAGCGCAGUGCUUAGAAGUGAUUUGUAUAUAUUUGUAUUUAUAUAUAGCAGCGUUUUACAAACAUUUUUUAUUAUCCACUUAGAAAGAUUCAUCCUAAAAGGAAAGCUGAAUUAAGUUCUGUAACUUUUUUGGGAUAUACUUUAAGCAGGCGUUGAAAUUAAAGCCUUUAAAUUCCCACCAAAUGAUCCCCAUUGUUGCCUUAAGGAACUCUUAUGUUUUAAAGGGGCUGUAAAAUGUUACCCUUUUCCACAAACUCACCAUACGUCUGUGUAUAUGUUGUUUAAGGCCAUUGCUGUGCAACCCUGCCAUGUUUUUGCCGUGUGUUGUUAUAUGAGGGAAAGAAAGAACUUUGAAUGCAAA